AUCAGUGAUAGGUUAAUGUGUCCAUGGUGGCUGUGUUCUGAUUGGUUACUGGUUGUUCCACUUGUUGCAGGGCAAUGUAUACUAGUUUAUGGUGCUGGAUCUCAAAGUGCAGUACUUCCACAGAGGUUUAGUGGGUUAGACACUGGAUUACGUGUGGUGUUCUUCAAGACAGCACAACUUCAUGAUAAGGCCAUGAGGAGACGAGCUCAUGGACACUCUGAUGGUACGAAUAGCUGUGACAGAAUCAUCAACUUCAGCUCCCGAUCUAGUGAUGAUAGCUCACAGCAUCUCUCUCCAGAAGAGACAGCUUGUCUCAUAUUUUUGGAGGAGACCAUCGAGUCCAUAGAGACAGAGGACGAUUUUCUGCCCAGUGAUGAUGCUCAAUCUUACGGAAACACGAUUAGCAAAAACCAUGACGACAUCACAUGUGGUGUUCCUCAGGACCAGUCAUCCUGCAACUCUGUUCCAGUGACUGGUUCCACUGACGAUCUCUCUGCAGAAGAGAAGGCUUGUCUCGAGUUUUUAGAGGAGACCAUCAACUCAUUAGAGAAUGGCGGUCUGUCCACUGAUGACGCUGAAAGUCUUCCUGAGUCUUAUCACACUAUUGUCAAAAAGCAUCACUUCAAUCAAAUAAAGAAUUACUUUGUUCCUACACCUCUUGUGCUGACAACCAGCAAUAGUAAUGUCCCUCUCAAAAGAAUGGCAUGUUCCAAGGAAAAACCACCAUUGGAUAAGGAUAAUAGCUCUCAGAAUGAUCAACCAUCAGCUGAUGACGCAUCCCAUCGGGCGCCUUUGUCCUAUGACGGUCUGGAGGAGCUAUGCAAGAGUGUAUCCACGAUGAAAACCUCAGUUGAGAAACAACCUUCUACACAUGGUGAUCAGAUGUAUUCUAAAAAAACCCAGAACAUUUCAGAAAGCCGUUGCAGUAAGCCCAGUCCUCCACCCACAGCUCCCAAGCCCAAGAAGAUACCUUCCCAUAUAGCCAUUUUGAAUCCUAAAGGAAGCAACAUCCCUAAUCCACACUCAAAUCUACAUUGCUUAUCUACAUCUCCUGAAAACUGUGGUUUGAUGAGACAAGACAAGGCCAAGCUGGAGACUUUAUCGAAACUAGGUCUACUAAAGGAGGAUGUAAUACCAGAAAACAAACAAGGCUUGGAUGCUCAAUUGUCAAGCUCCUUACGGGAAUGGCCUCAGAAGAACCUCCUAGAGAAGUCUGGAAUGAAGUUGGAGAGCAGUUUGUCCAACGAUGAGCAAUUAGCACUCCAAAAGCUAUCACAUGCCCUAAGAUCAAGCCUACAGAUGGUUCCUGACAACGAUGAGGAACGGCAAUGGGCUCUAAGAAAACUAGAAUUUCUUAAAGACUAAAUAUUACUAAAUAGUCAACUCCAGAAUUAUUGGCACUCUCUGUGGACUAUCUAACUUAAAUAACACAGACAAUUAGACAUAUGUGGAUGCUGUAUAGUUUUGUUUUAACAAUGAUUGGCACACCACAAUUAACAUUUUGUGAUGCCUCCUGUAGAGAUAAUAACAGCACUGAGUGUCUUCCUGUAACGUUUAAAAAGUUUGGAGAGACUUGGACACUUGUAGAGGAUCUUGGACCUUGUGAAGAACCAUGGUUGGUUCUUGGUUCUCUUUAAUUCAGACCACAGGUUUUCAGCAUAGUUUGGAUUAAACUAUCCUGGUACUUAGUACCUGAAAUCUAGCCAAAAAACAGCGCGCACACACACACACACACACACACACAAAAAAAAAACAAAAAAAAAAAACAACAACAACAACAAAAAAAAAAAAAAACACUGAUACACCACCAUUCUAAGAUUUUGGGUGCUUUUUGCAUGAAUGCAGGAUCCAUAUUUCACCAAACAUUUAUGCUACAAAGUGUAUUGUUAGUUUCAUUUGACCUCUAUGAAUUAUUCCAGUUGUAGGUCCGAUGGGUCAUGGAAAGGGCUUCUUUAAAAACACAGUUUUUCCAAAUCUUCUUUUGAUUGAUGAUCUCAAUAGUCAAACUGUCUAACAGGGAUACUUUGGGAACAUAUUUCUGGAAUCGUGUAUUUCAUGUAAUCAUUUCUGAUCAUUCUCUUGAAGGGUGCCAAUAAUUCUGGUGGUAACUUUAUGGAUUUGAGAGACUUCUUGUAAUGUAAAAUUGUAAUGUACUGUAUAUUGUAUUGUAAUAUCAACCAGUUGCCUUCGAUACAGUAACAAUAACUUCAACAAAAUAUUUUUCUCUUGAGCUCCAGAAUUAAGCCUCAGAUUUGUUUCCUUGUCAUCUUUAGUACUGUGAAUUCACCAGUGUGAAAGUAUAAUAUACUGAUGAUUUUAUAAACUACACUUUUCCCCCAACUUUUACUUUAAUAAUACAUUCGAUUUGGACAAUGAAUACAAAUUUCAGUGCAACGAUAAAUAUUAUAAUCACUGUUUUAUGGAUAGCAAAAUCCUAGUGCAAGUCUAUGAAAAUAGGUAGAUCGUAUUAGAAGCGAAUAGAUCACUUUUCACAUACAGAAAAAUGACAUUUUCAUCAGUUCAAGUCGUGUACGAAGACCAGAAAACACAGGUGUAAAUUAAUGCUCUUAUACUAAUAUACUUUUUUGUUUCUACAGAAACUGCUUACACAGGGAUUUGUAUGGCUCGCAUAAUUUAAGCCUAACAAUAAAUGUUAUAAUUGACAAUUGAAAAAAACGUUUUUGGUGAAGUUCUUCUGUAGGGAGACGUUUUAUUUAACAUUUAUGGAGUCUUCAGUGUCAGUGCUUUGUAACCAUCAGAGGUAAAGCUUGAAGUAACUUGAAGUUUUGCACCAUGGGGAAGUCUUCAGGACAGAGGAGUUUUACAUUUUGGAGUUUGUAGGUAACAUGACAAGUUGCGUAUUUUCAUCAGGGAACCUCUGCUAUAAUGUAAGUGACAGCAGGAACUAACU
Molecule: messenger RNA, 2911 nt
Organism: Ictalurus punctatus (channel catfish)
Lineage: Eukaryota; Metazoa; Chordata; Actinopteri; Siluriformes; Ictaluridae
Exons: 4
Coding region: 16-1365 (449 amino acids)
Source: RefSeq, a predicted model, not a curated record